GAGAAAGAUAUGGUCAUUGGUAUGGGAACGGUGUGGAGCAUCAAGGGCCUGUUGGCGCUAGGGGACAAACAGUUACAGGUUCAAAGGAUAUCCAGAAUAUAAACUUCUCGUAGAAUAAUGACUUUAGACACUCCGGUACAGUAGGUGGCGGCUUACACCGUUCAUGUUGGUUUGUAAGAGAGAGAUAUAUAGAGAGAGCGAGAGAGACAGGGACAGGAUCCAACAUGGCAGGAUACUACUGUAGCAUCUGAGAGGCAAUGACUUUGGUCAAAGUUACAGCUCAGUCUUGAAAACUCAGUUAGAAGUAUACCCAUGUUUCCAAAAACGGCUCAGUGCUUAAAAACGGCAGCCUCGCUGUUAUCUCAAACCGUUUUCUUGAAGGAAUUGAGACUGUUGUCGGCACAUGGAGGAGCUAGCCGCCUGCAGGUCCGGAGACACUUCGGUGUUAGCCGCUCUCUGACAGACAAGGUUUCCCCCACGGGUAAUCCCAGGGAGAGAGUGGAGAUCCCCGGACUGGAGAUGGUUACCUACAGGGAAAGGAUGCACUAUGUGCCAGGGCUUGCUAAACCCGUUUACCCUGAGUGGAAGAGGGACUACAAGGACCCGAGACAUUACAGGUCUCCCCCGGUUUACGACAUGCCGCUGUACAAAGAGAAACCAUGCUAUGUGUACAACCAGAGGACCAGCGCACUGGAAGGUGUGCGUCAGGCUCUGUGGUUGACCAAAACAAAGCUGAUCUCUGGUCUACCCCCUCAGCUCAUCUCAAUGGCCGAGAGUCCUGCCAAUCGGAUACCAGAUCAGGAUGAGCGCGUGCAGAAUGCCAUCAAACAUGCCCGCUUCUGGGACACGACAGAGGAACGACCAGGCAAAGAGAAAUACGGCAACACUCUGCUCAUCAACCUGAUCCAUCUGUGUGCGACUCUACAGUCCAUUCAUCCUGCUAUUGGAAGGAGGAUCCUUGCUGAGAAGUACUCGUUGGCAGCUACAUGGAAAAGAGGUGAGGACCUGUUACAGAUUAGGGGCCAGAACGGUUUGCUGCACAACUGCAUGGAUCCUCUCCCAGAGGUUUCUGGGAAACAGGAAGUUGCUGACACAGCAGAUCAUGUCCUAGAAACCUUCUAUCCCGUCUCCCCCACCAUCGACCUGCAGAAAGUACAUGUGUACAGGGAGGAGGUGAACUGCUCAGGUUUCAGGGGUGACUACCCUUAUCCUCAUGCCCACACACUUUACUUCCUGGAGGGAGCUGAUGAUCGCUGUAAGCUCCGCCCAGAACAGUUCAGAGCCAACAUGCUCAUGUUCGCCUUUGGAAAUGCUCUGGCUCGUGCACACAAACUGUAUGGGACCCAGCCCCUGCGUGUAUUAGAUUGUCCUAUAACAGUACAGGCAGUGGGGACAAACGGUAGAAUUUUCCAGUUAAUGGUUUUCCAGCUCAACACCACCAAUCUCUCAGGAGAUGAUGGCAUCAAGAACCAGGUGUGGCUGGAUGAAGAUGCUGAGCUCUAUGAUUUUGCAAAAAUCCGACCACUGAUCAAGAAGAAACAAGUGAAGGUACCAGCUGGUCUUGCGGGCUACAAGCCUGAAACAUUCAGCAAGUUCUUGGCCCUGUACCUGCAUGGAGCUGUAUAGGACUGCCUACCUCAUAAUGUGUGUGGAUGAACACACUCUGAGCAGGGAGUCACCUGUCACGAAUGUGUGUAUCUGGGAUCUUACUAGAAAACUCCUUCUUUCCUUUGAAACAGUCAGUGACCAGGUCUCCAGUAUAUUAGGAUUUCUGGACAAUAUGAAUUGACUGAAACUGCAGAUUUUCAUGUUCACACACUGGCUCCAACCCAGUGUUAGAAUUCAGUCAAUAAAACGAGUAUAUAUCUGAGUGUA
This is a messenger RNA of Xiphias gladius (swordfish), 1875 nucleotides long. It is a transcript of the gene mrpl37, whose product is annotated as mitochondrial ribosomal protein L37. Gene Ontology annotation, cellular component: mitochondrion. NCBI's taxonomy places the organism in Eukaryota, Metazoa, Chordata, Actinopteri, Istiophoriformes, Xiphiidae. The coding region runs from base 313 to 1626 and encodes 437 amino acids. The transcript has 8 exons. The record is from RefSeq and is a predicted model, not a curated record.